Molecule: messenger RNA, 1242 nt
Organism: Spinacia oleracea (spinach)
Lineage: Eukaryota; Viridiplantae; Streptophyta; Magnoliopsida; Caryophyllales; Amaranthaceae
Exons: 3
Coding region: 1-1242 (413 amino acids)
Source: RefSeq, a predicted model, not a curated record
AUGAAUAAAACUGAGGAUCAAAUAGAGGAAAUCAUUGAGGAUGUAGUUCAAAACUACCAAUCUUGGCAUAUAGGCACAAGGAAUUAUGAUGGGAAAGGUAGAAGGGAAGAUGGUAAUGGUUCGGUGUAUGCCAUAGAGCAAGCACGGAUGAUAGAGAAGCUUACCUCACGCUUAGAGAAGCUCGAAAAUACACCAAGCCAAUCGCCAUCACCGUCUACAAUCCCUCCUCCCUCGGCCACUCUUCUCUCUAAGGGGAAGGGCAAGAUGAUUGAGACCCAACUUGCUCAACUAGCUAGCACUAUCAAAGAGCAACAAGUGCAUACAAGUCUCCCACCGCAAGGUCAACCUCCUAAGCAAUUGUAUGCCAUCAUGACAAGGAGUGGGAAGACCUUAGAUGAUGGUGCUACGCAUGUUGAAGCUCCUAGCUCUAGGGGUGAGACUUCUAUGGGAAAUGAGUCCUCGAACCGUGAUGAUGCGGAAGAGAAGUCUCGUGUCGACGACAUGAGUGAUGGUGAUAAGUCGAAGGAGACUCAUGUUCCUCCUCUCCCAACUCCUUUUUCCCCCUAUCCCCAUAGACACAAAUGGGAUGUGCAUUUCGCAAAAUUUCUUGUGAUUCUUCGACAAUUGUAUGUGACUAUCCCCUUUACGGAUGCUUUCAUUCUUAACAAAACGCCACCCAAACUCAAAGACCCGGGAAGUUUUUCUAUCCAUUGUGCUAUUAAGGAGCUUGAAAUAAGCAAUGCCUUGUGUGAUUUGGGUGCUAGCCUUGGCGUUGGAGAUCUUGUCCCAACCAACAUCACCUUGCAACUUGCCGACCGUUCGGUCAAGUAUCCUAUUGGCAAGGUUGAGGAUGUUCCUCUAGUUGGUGGCAAGCUUACUUUCCUUGUGGAUUUCGUCCUCUUGGACAUAGAUGAGGAUUCCCAUACCCCCAUUAUCUUGGGGAGGCCAUUUUUGGCCACUGCGGGUGAUCUUAUCGAUGUGCAAGAAGGACUAAUCACUUUGAAAGCGGGAGACGCCAAGGCUAGUUUCAAGCUUGCAAUUGAUGAACAUUGUUGCUCUAAAAUGAAAAGUUGCAUGAAAAUUGACACUCUUGCUUGUGUUGAGAACAACCACUCUUGUGCUAAUUCUUCUAACAAUUUUCAUGUUUCUAAGUGUGCUAAUGAGCUUUCUAGGUCCUCUCUUGAUGACAAGGAUGUCCAUGGAAUCCCAAAGGCGCUUGGGGAUGGCUUGAUGAUGUUGUAA